AUCAUCUUAAUUAUAUCAUAUUUUAUGAGAGAAAAUCUAAUAUUAGUCUAAUAAAAAUCAUCUACAUUUAAAACUCUUUAUUUAAAGUUUAUCAAACUCUUUCAAGUCCAUCAUCUCUUUAAACCUUGCCUCCUCUUUGAGAUACUUAGGAUAGCCAUUAUUUCAGCUUUACUGAUGAGAAAUCUUGGCUCAGAACUCGAGUGCCCCACAGUUUACAACUAAAAAGGCAAAACCAAGACUUGGGCCUGGAUCUUCCAGUUUCUAGUCCAAUGAGCAAUGUGGUUCAAAGCCAAAUUAAAAAAAAAAAAAAAAAAGGACUGAGUAUCUUUACAAGCUGAAGUCUUUAACAGCUUUAUUCUUAGGGUUGGCACAGUGAUUUCCAGGUGGCCACUGUGAGACCAAAUAAUGAUUGUACUAAUAUGACUUUGUUUUCCUUCUCCCCACACUAAUAUGCCAUUGUUAUUUUUAAUAUCCUCUCUAGUAAUUCUCCUAGGACAGAACUAUCUUAUCUUGAAACUGAGCUUGAUAUUUCCUAGUUCUGGGGAGACAUGGUGUGGUCUUUUAAAAAGAGAUUUCCAAUUAAAUUCCACCUCCGGGCAGGCUUUUGUAGGCCACAGUCCUAUGCACUAUCAAGUAGAGACAGAAGCUUCACUUUGUACUCCUAACUAGAGUAAGAUUAGGUGAUUUGAGUUUCUUCUUGCCCAGGAAUGCUGCACACUAUCAGAGUUGAUUCUGCAAGUAUGCCCCUGGGGUUUAGCAUCCCCUUUAAGAUAAGCAUGGGCAAAGCAAAUGACCUGUUGGAAGAUUUUUUUUCCCCUGUACCUUAAUAAUAUUUACUUGGGUACCUUCUCAAAUCUCUCAGUGGCUUUUAAAAAAAGAUGUUUCUCUAAUACUGCUACUUCAUUUGAUUUCUGACUUAAUUUUUGUCUCCCAACCUUUUUUUUUUUUUUUCCAUUUAAUAUGAGGGUUCCAUGACUUUGAGGUUCUGAGCUGCUGUUGAUGUGCUGUACCUCCUUCAAUUCUCAGCUCUCAAAGGGGAAAACUGCAGAGGAUCGGAAAUGCUCUAGUGUCACACCUGGAAACACCCACAGGAAAAUUAAUAUACGUAUUCCCAACUGACCCUGGUUGAGAAAAAUUGCAUCUGGGAAUCAGAGUUACAUAGCAUAGCAUGCUCUUUAUCCAGAUAACCAAGCUAAUUUUGAGCUUGUUCAACUUCAAGAAAAACUGAAGGAGACAGAGGAAGCCAUGGAAAAAUUAAUCAACAGAGUGGGACCUAAUGGGGAGAGCAGAGUACAGUCUGUGACUUCUGACCAAGAGAAACGAUUGCUGCAUCAGCUCCGAGAAAUUACCAGGGUCAUGAAAGAAGGAAAGUUUAUUGACAGACCCACCCCAGAGAAAGAAGCUGAGGAAGCCCCUUACAUGGAGGACUGGGAAGGUUAUCCAGAAGAAACUUAUCCAAUUUAUGACCUUUCAGACUGUAUCAAACGUAGACAAGAAACAAUCCUGGUGGAUUACCCUGAUCCAAAAGAGCCCUCUGCUGAAGAAAUAGCUGAAAGAAUGGAAGUGAUGGAAGAGGAAGAAUCAGACCACUUGGGUUGGGAAGGUCUGCCCACUGACCCAAGAGCCCAGGAGGAUAAUUCUGUUAUCUUGUGUGACCCAAAGCCAGAAACAUGCUCCUGCUGUUUUCAUGAAGAAGAUCCUGCUGUCUUGGCAGAGAAUGCUGGAUUCAGUGCAGAUAGCUACAGUGAGCAAGAGGAAGCCUCCAAAGAGGACUCUCCUGAAGACUUUAGAGAUGAAGGGUUGGGCGUCAAUGCUGAUAAAACAUUUACAAGUGGCGUGUUGAGGAAGCGUAACCCCCAGGGUUUAGAGUGAAAGCAGCCAGUUUGGUGAAGUAUCCAUUACUUUAGUCCCAAGGUGACCUUUCUCUUCUCUCUGAUUUCAUCCUUGGCCUCAUGCCCUGUACUUUCUUUUCUGUGUUCAGAUGUCAUAGCUAUCAGGCCACUACCAUGGAUAUCAUGUAUCCUUCCUGGUGCUUACACACCUGUCACCUUGUAAAACAUAGUCAUUAGUAUAAACACAGGAUAGCUUCACUCUUCCUCUUCCUGUUUUUCCCCCAUCAGGGAAGUUGAUCCAUGGAAUAAUUCUUUGGUCUACCAUAGUUACAUAUGAGACUAUCAAAAGGUCUGACUCUUCCUGCUAGGAGCAACAGGUUUACCUGUGAAUGAACUCGGUUACAGAUGAUAGGACUUAAAGUGGUAAAAGUGAAGAUUUCGGACUUCAGGAUGCCUUAUUCUUUGGGUCUUGAGCAGGAUAGUGGUCCUCUGGGGAGAAGUGAUCAUUUUCUUUGUGUGGUCCAUGGUCCUAGAGCAGAGCAAGACUCUGCUGGCUGAGCUGAAACUUCUUCAUUCAGUGAAGGUCUUUCUCAAAACACUGAUGCCCAGACAUUCUCUUUUCUCAGACAUCCUCUUUUCUCCGGAAUAGUGGAAGACUUACCACUGACCUGUGAAUGAGCCUGCAGGCCUAUUUGGGUAUUGUUUUGCUCUGACAUGGCCUGGUUUUCUAGCUUCCUUUCUAUUCUGCUAUUCUAUCCCCUUUUCUGCUUAAAAGACCAGGGAAACCCAGAGGCAUCUUUGUACCUCUGGUCUUCAGCAGCCAGAGGAAGCUUUAGAGACUUUAGUCCCUGCCCUACAGGGGCUGUUUGGGCUCUGGGAAGGCCUGCCCAAGUGUAGUGAUCCUGCUGGGAAGAGCUCAGAAUGUCAGGGACCCAGUAAUAAGAGAACCUGUGCACUCUUGUAUAGUCCUUGCCUCAAAGCUGUUUCUUAACAUUGUGCCCAUUGGGAAAUUGUUCUCAAAACGGCAUGAAUCAAGACAGAAAUGAGGACUGAGCUUGUACACAAAGUGCCAACAUAGCAGGGAAGUUGCACAGUUAUCCAUCACAGAGAACCAAUAUAGCCAUGCCUUGGGGAAGAAACCAUGUGUUCUCUAUUUGAAUGUUUGGGUCUUUUGAGAGAGCUGGGGAAUGUAGGAAGUAAAUUAGGACUGGGAGGAUUUUGACCAGGCUGGAAACGUGUUUUAAGCUACCAUUCAGCUCGUGAGACAAGGUGGCACCUAUGAAUUCUGACAAAAAGGAUGAGUGAAUUCAGUUUAUAUGUAAGACCUGAGAGUUUAAGAGGACAUGUUCCUGAGGACAUUUUAUCACAUUAUAAAAUGAGAAAGAUGGAAAACUUAAGAAAUUGUAUGAAGGUAGAUAUAGAUUUUAGAGUUCCUUUGUGCCUGGCACGAAUAUGAUGCCCAGCAUAUAGUUAAAAUCACACGUGUAAGCUUAGACUACUGUCAGAAGGUAUGUCAGUUACUACAAGGCAUUACUUGUUAAUUGAACUGUACAUAAAAGUCAAUGAAGAUGAGUUCUUAGAAAGAAGACCACAAUGCAUCUAUCUCUGUGUAGAACAUUUGUUUUACAUUAUAAAGAAUGCUAUUUAAAAUGUACAGAAGACAACCUAGAAUGUCAUGUAAUACUAAAGGUAAAAAUAAUGUAGGGUCCUCUUCACCAUUUGGUAAAUUGUUUUCUGUGUGAUUUUCCUUCAUUCACCAUGAGGGGCUGAUUUAUAAGUAAAGCCCUGGGUCUCUGGUUUAAAUUUCUUUUUUGCCUUAGGAUGUGAUUCCCUUACUAGAAAUAAGUACUUUUGUUUUCCUUUCAAUUAUUCAUCCAGUCAUUCAUUUAGAAUGAAUUCAUUUAAAACUUAAAACAACUAACUGCUCAGUGCUAGGUACUAGGAACAGACGACUCAGUUCCUACUUUUAAAACAAAACAAACAAACAAAAUAAACCCCACCUCAAUUUAACAUAGGAGCCUGACAGAUAAAAUGAACUAUGAACUGUAAGACGAAUCAAGAUUGUGAAUUCUGAAGGCAGAGGAAAAUGGGUCAUGAUCUUUCCCUGUAUACUUUAGCUAUAGAACUUUGGGUCAGCUCCUUGGGCAGUCUGAGCCUUGGCAUUUUCAUCUAUAAAGUAAGCAUAAUAAAAGUCCAGGUCUCACAAGGUUUUAAGUAUUAAAUGAAAUCAUCAGUGCAUUUAAAAUGGCAUUGCUUCUAAUUCAUGCAUGAUAACCACUCAUUGAGUAAUAGCUGUUUUAUUAUACAGUGUUUUAUGCUGUGAUUUGGUAUGGACCCAAAACUACAGGAACAUUAAGGAAAGAGAAAUAAUAUUGCCAAAACUGCUUCCAAGAAAUUUUUCAGAGGUGGACCUUGGGGUAUGCCAAGAAUUUCUCCAAGUGGGCAAGGAAAUAGUAUUAGCAAAAGCAGUGAAGUAGAAAGUAUAUGGAUGUUCAGGUAUCUUGAUGAGGCUGGUGUGUAAAGUGUUGCAUAACCAAUCUUGUAAGUGAUACCCUAUGGGAAAAAAUGGCUUAUGGAAAUAGUUCCUGCCAAAAGCAUUAAACCCUCAUCAUGGCUCCUGCUACCUAGAUCUUAGUUGGUUUAUCUAUCAGGAAUAUAUUUGUUUCUGUAUCCAAAAUUUUAACGUAACUUUUAGUUAUUUAGGAUUUAGACAGUGUUUUUUGGAUUUUCUGAAUUAUUUUAUCCUUUAGGAAUGACAAUUCUGUGUGUGUGUAUGUAUGUGUGUGUAUGUGUGUGUGUGUGUGUGUAUAUAUAUAUAUAUAUAUAUAUAUAAAUAAACAAACUUAGGGUGACCAAAAUUAUGAGACUGAUGUUUGUUGAUGUGUCUUCAUUUCUCAGAACGAAGGGACUAAAAUUUGAUCACUCCCCUGGCACUAGGUUUGUAGUGACCUUUAGGUAUUGUGGCAGAGUACAUAAAGCAUCAAUUAGGGGGCAGAUAAUUGGCCUAAUCAACAAUACAUUAUCUGGGAUCAUGCUUGGUAAAGCAGGUAGGUAAUCCAGCCAGGAGAUCCCUUCUCCUAGUCACACCAGCAACACAAGGAAAGCGUCUUAUUUGCUUCAGAAGUUGGGUCCAGAGAAGUAUGCUGAAGAGGUAUAUUUGGCCUCUAGAAAUAAUGGCUUUAAGAACCACAUUCUUGCUGGGUAUCGUGGCACAUACCUGUAAUCCCAGAAGCUUGGAAGGCUGAGACAGGAUUGUGAGUUCAAAGCAACUCAGUGAGACCCUGUCUCUAAAUAAGAUACAAAAAAUAAGGCUGGGGAUGUGUUUCAGAGGUUGAGUGCCUCAGAGUUCAAUCUCUGGUAUCACCGCCCCCCCGGCCAAAAAAAAAAACCCCUCAUUCUCUGCACUGUGGGCUUGAAUGAUCAAAUAAACUUAUGGUUCAAACUGA
Marmota monax (woodchuck) is the source of this 5278-nucleotide messenger RNA. RefSeq names its product RIC3 acetylcholine receptor chaperone (gene Ric3). Gene Ontology annotation, biological process: protein localization to cell surface; synaptic transmission, cholinergic. Gene Ontology annotation, cellular component: neuronal cell body; intracellular membrane-bounded organelle; neuron projection. The coding region runs from base 1246 to 1872 and encodes 208 amino acids. Lineage: Eukaryota; Metazoa; Chordata; Mammalia; Rodentia; Sciuridae. The record is from RefSeq and is a predicted model, not a curated record. The transcript has 5 exons.